Messenger RNA from Paramecium primaurelia, 2820 nucleotides. The record is from the annotation of a GenBank genome assembly. NCBI's taxonomy places the organism in Eukaryota, Ciliophora, Oligohymenophorea, Peniculida, Parameciidae.
AUGUUUAAUAAUAUAUUACCAAAACACAAAUAAAAUAAAGAAUCAGAAUCUAAUAUGGGUUUCUUUGGAUAAGAUUGUAAGAUGUAAUAAACUAAGCAAAUUAAAAAAUUAAAAAUUGAUGUAAAGUGCAUGUUAAAUUAAGAAUAAUUAGUUAUGAAACCUAAUAAACUAGGUAAAUAAUGAAAAAAUUAAUAAUAGACUAAUAAAUACCAGAUGUAAAAGUUGAAUAUUCCUUUUAUGUUGAUUAAAAGUAAAAUAUUCAUAAUAAGAAAGAUAUUUGAAUGAGAUUCAAGUACUAUAAGACAAUUUCAAUACAUAAGAAAAUGUUGUUCAAAUCAUAGCAGUAUGUUCUCUAGGAAUUAAAAUACCAAAUGAUUAAGAUUUUCAUUUCUUUUUUGAAUGCUUUGAUUUACUUAAUCAGAAUUAAACAAAGUUUCGCUAAUUUAUUAAUAAUAAACCACAAAAACAAUUGCAUAGAUUGUUAAUUUGUUCAAUAAUUAUGAAACUAUAAAAAAUGACUGAUAUUAUCAUAGGAUUAUAUGUGGAUUUAAAUCUUUAUGUUCUAAUGUAAUUGACAUUAAUUACAAUCUAAUAUGAAUGUAUGGAAUAUUCAUAAUACUUUUAUUCGUAUUUAUCUAUUUAAUUUCUAGUUUGUUAAUAUAAUAUUUUCAAUUCUAAGCUGGAGUAUAUUAAAAAUAGAUUACUGAUCCUUAUUUAUAGAAAUUAAUUAUGAAUGUUGCUUAAGUGCAAAUUUAGUAAAUUAAAGAAGAUGUUCUAUUAAUUACAUGGGGAUAAAAAUAAUUACAAAUAGGAACAUUAUUCUUUAAAAGUUUGUAUAAGAAGAUUGAGAAUCGUAAGAAACCCUUUUUGCAACCUUUAUAGAAAUAUUAAUUUUAUAAGACUUUUAGAAAAAGAACAACUACAUCUCCAAAUACUGAUUAUCCUCAUUAUUAUUAGUUAUUAGAUGAGGCAUAAGGAAAAUAGUAUUUAGUUGCUUAUUAAGAAUCACCUCAUAGUGAGAUAUUGAUUUUUGAAAAAGAUGUAAAAAUUGUAAUUAUAAUGUUGCAGUAAUUAUAAUAUAUCAAAUAUUCAGAAGAAUAUGUGGGAGUUAUAGAAAGAAAUUUCUGGGGAACUGUGUUUCACAUUUAUGAUUAUGGAUAUCCAAAAGAAGCUGCUGGAAAGAUUCCUAAAUAUUUUGGAUAAGAAAGAAGAGAAUUAGCUGUCAUUUAAUAUUAAACUAAUAUUAUGGCAACAUAACCAAGGUAAUUAUAAGUAUAUUAAUUAGAAAAUUUACUGCAANAAGCAAAUUAAAAAAUUAAAAAUUGAUGUAAAGUGCAUGUUAAAUUAAGAAUAAUUAGUUAUGAAACCUAAUAAACUAGGUAAAUAAUGAAAAAAUUAAUAAUAGACUAAUAAAUACCAGAUGUAAAAGUUGAAUAUUCCUUUUAUGUUGAUUAAAAGUAAAAUAUUCAUAAUAAGAAAGAUAUUUGAAUGAGAUUCAAGUACUAUAAGACAAUUUCAAUACAUAAGAAAAUGUUGUUCAAAUCAUAGCAGUAUGUUCUCUAGGAAUUAAAAUACCAAAUGAUUAAGAUUUUCAUUUCUUUUUUGAAUGCUUUGAUUUACUUAAUCAGAAUUAAACAAAGUUUCGCUAAUUUAUUAAUAAUAAACCACAAAAACAAUUGCAUAGAUUGUUAAUUUGUUCAAUAAUUAUGAAACUAUAAAAAAUGACUGAUAUUAUCAUAGGAUUAUAUGUGGAUUUAAAUCUUUAUGUUCUAAUGUAAUUGACAUUAAUUACAAUCUAAUAUGAAUGUAUGGAAUAUUCAUAAUACUUUUAUUCGUAUUUAUCUAUUUAAUUUCUAGUUUGUUAAUAUAAUAUUUUCAAUUCUAAGCUGGAGUAUAUUAAAAAUAGAUUACUGAUCCUUAUUUAUAGAAAUUAAUUAUGAAUGUUGCUUAAGUGCAAAUUUAGUAAAUUAAAGAAGAUGUUCUAUUAAUUACAUGGGGAUAAAAAUAAUUACAAAUAGGAACAUUAUUCUUUAAAAGUUUGUAUAAGAAGAUUGAGAAUCGUAAGAAACCCUUUUUGCAACCUUUAUAGAAAUAUUAAUUUUAUAAGACUUUUAGAAAAAGAACAACUACAUCUCCAAAUACUGAUUAUCCUCAUUAUUAUUAGUUAUUAGAUGAGGCAUAAGGAAAAUAGUAUUUAGUUGCUUAUUAAGAAUCACCUCAUAGUGAGAUAUUGAUUUUUGAAAAAGAUGUAAAAAUUGUAAUUAUAAUGUUGCAGUAAUUAUAAUAUAUCAAAUAUUCAGAAGAAUAUGUGGGAGUUAUAGAAAGAAAUUUCUGGGGAACUGUGUUUCACAUUUAUGAUUAUGGAUAUCCAAAAGAAGCUGCUGGAAAGAUUCCUAAAUAUUUUGGAUAAGAAAGAAGAGAAUUAGCUGUCAUUUAAUAUUAAACUAAUAUUAUGGCAACAUAACCAAGGUAAUUAUAAGUAUAUUAAUUAGAAAAUUUACUGCAAGUAUGUUAAAUUUAAUUGAUAAUUAAAUUGUACAAUUAGCAUAGAUGGACCCUGUUUAUAAUGAAGAGAAGGAAUGUUAUUAAUUAAAUUUCUUUGGAAGAGCAAAAAGAGCAUCAGCCAGAAAUUUUGAGAUUAUUGAUCCUCAAGAUUAGAAUAUUAUUUAUUUAUUACAUGGGAAGGUAUAAUGUUGAUCAUUAUAAAUAAUAAAGUGGGAGAAGAACCUAUUUAAUGUAGAUUACAGAUUUCCAAUGAGUAUGCUCUAAGCUUUUUGUUUUUCUUUGAGCUCUAUUAGUAAGAAAUUCUUGGUUUAAUGA